Messenger RNA from Lindgomyces ingoldianus, 449 nucleotides. RefSeq lists its product as uncharacterized. Bases 82 to 354 code for a protein of 90 amino acids. The transcript has a single exon. NCBI's taxonomy places the organism in Eukaryota, Fungi, Ascomycota, Dothideomycetes, Pleosporales, Lindgomycetaceae. The record is from RefSeq and is a predicted model, not a curated record.
AUACCCUUGUCAAUGAGAACCAGAAAUCGUUUCCCUCGGUACUAGUUGGCGAAUACAUGCCUCUGUCCAUUCGACUUGUGUAUGCGCUUUCCGCAUUACACUCUACACCUUAGGGUUUUCGGACCGGUCGCCGCAGCUACUACCCCUUGUGGUUUCACGGGUUUCUCGAGCAAUACCCAUCUCCAUGCUACAUAUAUCUAUCCCUAUUUUCCCGAUUCCUCUGAGAAUGUGCGUAGGAGAAAUUUUGCAUUAGUCCCCAUUUCCCACCCACCAAUACAUAUUCCUUUUAUGGCGUUGCUCUGUCCAACAGCGCUUAUGAGCCGAAGAGGUAGAGCUCAGCUUGAAGCCAAGUAGUGGGGCUGAAAUUGAGUGCAUUACCUGCUUCAAGCAGAUAGUAUAGAACAUAGAUAAUUAAAGUAUUUAGCAACACUGUUAUGCUGCUUCGCCUG